Messenger RNA from Rubroshorea leprosula, 1540 nucleotides. The record is from the annotation of a GenBank genome assembly. Lineage: Eukaryota; Viridiplantae; Streptophyta; Magnoliopsida; Malvales; Dipterocarpaceae.
AGGACUACCCUCCUCUUCCUUUCACCAUAUAACUUUUACCACACGUUCUUCCUCUGUUUUUGUUGUAUGGCUCUCAUUACCAAUCCACACUCAGGUUUCAAGUACCAUUGUCGAGUUUGCAAGAAAGGAUUCGCUUGUGGUAGAGCUCUGGGAGGCCACAUGAGGUCCCAUGGGAUAACAUCCGAUCACCGCGACGAUCUCAUCGACGAAGACGAAGAUCACGACCAUGCCAGCGAUUGGGAUUGGGAGGCCACUACUGCCGCUCCCGCUAAUAAACGCAUGUACGCCUUGCGCGCCAAUCCUAACCGACUCAAGACCUGCCGCGCCUGCGAGAAUUGCGGAAAGGAAUUCUCCUCGUGGAAAUCGUUUCUUGAGCACGGGAAAUGCAGAGCGGAUGAUGUUGACGAAUCGCUCAUGUCAGAUAAUGAUGAUGAAGAAUAUGGCGUGAAUUCCAACAACUGGUCCAAAAAGAGGAGAUCUUUUCGCGCCAAAGUCGGCAAUUACGGUAAUUGCCCUUCCAGUGAAGAGAUCGACCUCGCCAAUUGUUUGAUGAUGUUGUCCAAUGCCAUUGUUGAUCAGCCAUCUGAGAUGGAGCCAGAGGAGUCUUGCGCUUCCGCCAGCAAAGAUGAGGAGAGAAUUAGAAAUUACCCUUCGAGCUUCGUCGCCCCUGUGUCUUAUGGUAGAAUCGCGGCUCCACCACCGUCUAUGGACAAGGCCAAGGCGCCAGUGGUUCCGAAGGGGCUGUUUGAGUGUAAAGCAUGCAAAAAGAUGUUUACCUCUCAUCAAGCACUUGGUGGGCAUCGCGCUAGCCAUAAGAAAGUUAAAGGUUGCUUCGCUACCAAACUAGACGGUAUGGACGGCAGUUUGGAAGAAGAUCACGACGAACUUUUCCCGACCGUGAAAUCAAUGGCGGAAAUGCAUUUGAUCAAUCGUGGAGCGACAAGUAGUACUCCGUUCAAACGAAAGCACAGAGGGCAUGAGUGCUCCGUAUGCCACCGCGUGUUUUCGUCGGGUCAAGCCUUGGGUGGCCACAAGAGGUGUCACUGGAUCACUUCAAAUUCCCCAACAGCACCGGUAAACACAACUUCUCCGAUCAAGAAACUGUUCGAUCAUUCCGAUCAGCAACCAUUGCUCGAUCUUACCCUUGAUUUAAAUCUCCCAGCUACAGAUGAUCGUGCGGAAAUUUACUUGGAGCCGUGGGUAGGAAUUGAACCAAAAGAUCAAAUUGAAAAUAGUAAUCAAAAUAUUGGUAAUAACAACGAGAAGGACCAUAGAAUUAAUGAAUUGGUGCAAAAAGUGGAGGAUGAAACAGCUGCAGAGAGUAAAGUGAAGUUGGCAAAGUUAAGUGAGCUAAAGGACAUUAACAUGAAUGGAGGUUCAUCGUCGUCAUGGCUGCAGGUGGGAAUUGGAACUGGUAAGGAAGCAAGCGAAUCAUAAAAUUUUAUCAUGAAAAAAUUAUGAAAAGCAUUUUUUUUUCUUUUUCCUUUUGUAUUUUUUUAUCCUAUUUUGUAAGGAAUUGUAAUUAAUUGUUGAGAAAUAA